AUAAUUUCGAAAAAAACCCUCUCUGUCACUUCUCCUUCCAUUUCCUUUUUCCCUUUUUUUAAAUCCACAAAAAGGAAGAAGAAGAAGUUCAACUUCAAGAUAAUUGCAGCAUUCCCCAUACAAAUUCCCCCUUCACAGCUCCCAAUUCCCCCUAAAUUCGCCGACACUUUCUUAAUGCGUCAUAAAAGUGCCGCAAACAGUUGAAGAUAGGCAGUAGAAUUGAAUCAUUGUUGCAAUUUGGUGUCAUUUCUGUUAAUUGAAUCACCAUUUUUGGAGAGAGAAAAGGUAAGCAAGGAGGAAAUUAUUCAAACCCAGAGAGAGGAACAUUUAGGGUUUUGCGGGAUUUAAUUAGGGUUUUCUUAAUCUCGUAAAAUCGUUGUUUGUUUGUUCUUGAGAAGAGAUGACGGAUGUGGUACUGCACAUAUAUGAUGUGACGAACAGCGGUUCUGAUAAGACGAACAAUACUAUCAUGCAUAUCAACAAGAUCUUUAAAGAUGGUAUUGGAAUUGGUGGUAUCUUUCACAGUGCUGUUCAGGUGCAUGGGGAUGAUGAAUGGUCAUUUGGGUUUUGUGAACAAGGAACUGGAGUCUUUAGCUGCCCUGCUACAAAAAACCCCAUGUAUACAUACCGUGAAAAAAUCGUUCUUGGACAAACAAGUCUUUCUAACUCCAAGGUUAAUCAGAUUUUGAGAGAACUCAGUAGAGAGUGGCCUGGGGAGUCCUAUGACUUGCUCGCAAGAAAUUGCAAUCACUUCUGUGAUGAGUUAUGUGAAAGGUUUGGUGUUCCCAAACUUCCAGGCUGGGUUAACAGAUUUGCCAAUGCUGGUGAUGCUGCAGCUGAAUUAGCGGGAAACACUGCAUACCGUCUCAAACAAGCUAAAACAGAGAUAGUCUCAGCCAGCAAGGUUGCAUACCGUUUCCUCUCAGGCAUUGCCACGAACUCACAAGUAUCCCCUGAUAACCAGAAUCCUAACAAGACACCGCCCCGGUUUCAAGUUUCUUGGUUUAAGAACAUGAUUGCUGCUGGUAACAAACCCUCCUCAAGCUCAGUACUCGAGGUCCCAAAUCAAGACGUGAUUCGGCAACAGCAGCAACGACAGGGAGAAGAUGAUGAACCACUCAGACAGAAUGCUCGCCGUGGUAGCUGAUCAUGGGAGGAAAGAGUACAUGAUUUCUAAAAUGAUGAAAAAGGAAACCAUGGUUUUUCUCCAUGAAUUUGCUGUGUAAACUGAACUGUGUAUCUAUCCUUGUAAAAUUUACUGCUCUUCUUAAAACUUGCACUUAUGACCAACUCAAGAUGUAUGAACUAUGAAGUAAAAUGUGAAAAUUGUUGUGAUCCUUCAAUUUCUUGCAAUGAAAUUGAUAUGCCGGUUUUUUA
Molecule: messenger RNA, 1377 nt
Organism: Spinacia oleracea (spinach)
Lineage: Eukaryota; Viridiplantae; Streptophyta; Magnoliopsida; Caryophyllales; Amaranthaceae
Product: deSI-like protein At4g17486
Exons: 4
Coding region: 401-1147 (248 amino acids)
Biological process (GO): protein deubiquitination
Molecular function (GO): deubiquitinase activity
Source: RefSeq, a predicted model, not a curated record